AUGGCUUCUUCUACACGGCCGGGGUCCGACGUUCCGGAUAUGAAUCUGUACAAACUGGACCGGGUUCAUCGAACUUUGGAACAGCUGAAAGACAAGCCGAUGUGGGAUGCCGAGGACACAGGGGGGUUUGAUUGCAUGCACUAUCUAGGCAACGCAGCAAUCGAUAAUGCCGCCAGACAGCUCGGCCUCAAACCCGGAGACCGGGUCUUGGACAUAGGGUCUGGGUUUGGCGGGACGGGCAGAUACCUUUACCGGCACUACGGGGUCGAAACAACAGGUAUCGAGUUACAGGGGGACAUCCACGACAUUGCGACUACGAUUAACAACAAGUCUGGGGCCGCCGGAAGGGUUUCGUCUAUUCACGGCAACUUCCUCGAAUUGAGUUCCAACCGGAUGGGCGUGCCGGUAGACCACAUCGUGUCAUUCCUCUGUAUUCUGCAUAUCCCCGAGCGCGAGGCGCUCUUCAAGAAAGCGUUGGAAAUGUUGAAGGUGGGCGGCGGAUUUUACAUUGAAGACUUCUUUGCACGGACGGCCUUGGACGACAAGACACUGAGCCUGCUCAGAGAGUCCGUUUCAUGCCCCGACUUGCCAGAUAGACAGAAAUAUGAAGCAGAACUAACCAAGGCGGGGUUCGAGGUUGCCGAGUGGGUGGAUAUAUCGGAUACCUGGGCCGAUUUUGUGCAUCAUCGAGCCGGACACCCAUCCGUGGAUACCGACUUGAUCACAUUUUACAAUGCUGUGGAUGAAGUAUUUGCGUCCGGAAAGGUGGGAGGCGUUAGGAUCACCUGUCGUAAAAUAUAA
This is a messenger RNA of Colletotrichum truncatum, 801 nucleotides long. Its product is annotated as methyl transferase-like protein. The record is from RefSeq and is a predicted model, not a curated record. NCBI's taxonomy places the organism in Eukaryota, Fungi, Ascomycota, Sordariomycetes, Glomerellales, Glomerellaceae.